AUGGUCAAAGAUGUUCCUGAGUGUCAGGCUUCAGUGACUGUAAGAAUAGUGACAUCAUGUAAAGAGUUAGGAAAUUUAGAAGCAAAGGCAGAUUUUAGAAGAGCACCUAGAAAAGGAAACCACAGACCUAGCAGCCGGCGUGGGCUCCCCACGAUCAAGUUCUGUGCGAUUAACUUCACCCAGGAUGCUGACAGUCAGCACGCCAUUUGGCAAGAGAAAGGACAAUGCAAUUGCAGAGAAGGCCUGGUCGGACUGCAGAUCCUAUCCCUCUUACUUGAUGCCAGGCCAACAGGACACCUUCUCGGAGGGACCUCAAAGCAAGCUACUGAGCAGCAAGAGAAUUUGCCUCGCAGCCGGGAGAACGUGUCGUCUUUGCUGCUGCCGUUUCGAGGAGACUCGUCGGCAAGCAGCUGUGGCUUGCGCGUGAGCAUAUGGCCGGGCCAGUGUGGCCCAGAUUUCACUCGAGUGCCCUUAAUGAGCCAGCAGCUGCUUCUGCCGCUGCCGCGCUGUCCCUGCCCCCCUGCCCCGGCCCCGCCCCGCCGUCCUCAGCAAUCUGCUAGGCAGGCGGAGCCGCUCAUCCCUCCAGCUGCUGGGAACAGGGUGGGGGCAGGAUCAGAGGCACUUCCCCUCCAACGAUCCUGCUGGGACCGGGCCUCCACCGUGAUGGGCGGCACGUGGAGCUCCCGGACUGGCCAGCCCCUCCUCACCCCCCACCUUGGAACUUGGCAAUGGCUCUGUAAACACAAGGCAUAAAAUAGGGGUGCCUGGGUGGCGGUUAAGUCGAUUAAACGUCAGACUCCUGAUUCAGCUCAGGUCUUCCUCUCACGUUGGUGAGUUCGAGCCCCAU
Molecule: messenger RNA, 847 nt
Organism: Suricata suricatta (meerkat)
Lineage: Eukaryota; Metazoa; Chordata; Mammalia; Carnivora; Herpestidae
Exons: 3
Coding region: 1-753 (250 amino acids)
Source: RefSeq, a predicted model, not a curated record